AUGUCUUCAACGAAGGUCAUCGACAGUCUGACGCCCGAAGAAAUUGCCUACUAUCAGGCACACGCUGACGAUGACCUCCGACCCAACCAGCUCGCCGCAGGCGUUGUGGGCAUCGUCCUGGCCCUCACGGCAGUGACCACUCGAACUGUGGCCCGAUUCUGCUCCAAGACUAGAUUUGGCUGGGAUGACUAUCUGAUCUUCGUUGCUUUGAUAGGACAGUUCUCAUACGCCGUGUUAAUGUUCAUGAACGUCGCGAAUGGCCAAGGCCAACACAUUCUCUUUCUUAAGAACCAGACACUCUUCUCGCAGCUCUUCGUCGCUGCCAUCAUCGUGUACUCAAUCACCGUCAUGCUCACCAAACUCUCUAUCUUGUUUCUUUACCGUCGCGCUUUCCCAAUCAAAUGGCUCUUGAUAGUCUCCUAUUUGUUAGGUGCCGUGGUUAUCGCAUACAACCUGUCUGUCAUCUUCGUCGCAUCCUUCAAAUGCAUCCCUCUAUCGGUAUUCUGGACAGGCAACUCCAAAAAAUGCGUCGACAACCCUCCGCCGUUCGCAGUCUUCAAUGUAAUCACCGACUUCGCCAUCUUGGCCCUCCCCAUCCAGCCCGUCUUAGGACUUCGUAUGCGAAGAACCCGUAAAAUGCAGGUAUUGACGAUCUUCCUUCUAGGCGGAAUCGUCUGCAUCUUCGGCAUCAUCCGCUCAGUCGCAAUCGCUACUAUGAAACCCGUGGAUAUCAGCUGUACCGCUCCUUACCCCAUUCCCACCCAUGAUAUCUCCCUAUAUACUAAGCCUCUUCUCUCCGGGUUGCUAGAUAACUCCGUUCGCUCGACCCUUUGGUCUUACAUCGAACUCUCGGCCGGCAUUCUAGCCGCUUGCAUGCCCACCUUCGGUCCUCUGUUGCAGCACCGAAGACGAAACCGCGCGACUGAACCGUACAAUUCGGGGUCGUCGGGUUCGAGGUCCAAUGUGCGCUGGAAACUCGGCAUCGAACGGUUGCGAGAGGUUCGGGAGGAUGAUAGUAUCUUGUUGACGGAGGGAUCAGGUCUUGGUGAGCGGGAUCAUUCUGCGUGGCUGGGGGAGGACGAGGCGGAGGAGGAGAGAUCGAGGUCUGGAGAUGUGAAUCACGACGUGGAGAUGCGGUCUUUUUCUCAUCGUCAUCCUGAGGGCAAAGAUGGAGGCGAAGAGGAGAAGGGAGGUAUCGUGGUGCAGAAAGAGGUUCGCCAGAACGUGGAUUCCGUCUAG
This is a messenger RNA of Aspergillus melleus, 1239 nucleotides long. RefSeq lists its product as uncharacterized. The coding region runs from base 1 to 1239 and encodes 412 amino acids. The record is from RefSeq and is a predicted model, not a curated record. NCBI's taxonomy places the organism in Eukaryota, Fungi, Ascomycota, Eurotiomycetes, Eurotiales, Aspergillaceae. The transcript is spliced from 5 exons.